Messenger RNA from Neurospora tetraspora, 1033 nucleotides. Its product is annotated as cytochrome c-like domain-containing protein. Gene Ontology annotation, cellular component: mitochondrial intermembrane space. Gene Ontology annotation, biological process: mitochondrial electron transport, ubiquinol to cytochrome c; mitochondrial electron transport, cytochrome c to oxygen. The record is from RefSeq and is a predicted model, not a curated record. The transcript has 3 exons. Bases 242 to 568 code for a protein of 108 amino acids. NCBI's taxonomy places the organism in Eukaryota, Fungi, Ascomycota, Sordariomycetes, Sordariales, Sordariaceae. Gene Ontology annotation, molecular function: electron transfer activity; heme binding.
GGGCUUGCACGCUGCAAGACGGUACCCAGGUACGUUCCCGGUACGUGACUGGCGCCGUGUGGCCGGGAUCUGUCAUUUCCAGUCUUGGUUUGCAACUUUUUUGUUCCUACUAUUUCUUACGCCUCACCGGAGCUUUUUCUUCCUCUUCCUUUCCCCCUUCCUGUCCUCAGUCAUCUCAACUUCCAGUAUUCCCUAUACACCUUUGUGGUUUUAACGCUUCCUCAUAAACCAAUCAGUCAAAAUGGGCUUCGCUCCUGGUGAUUCCAAGAAGGGUGCCAACCUCUUCAAGACCCGUUGCGCUCAGUGCCACACCCUUGAGGCUGGCGGCGGCAACAAGAUCGGCCCCGCUCUCCACGGCCUCUUCGGCCGCAAGACCGGCUCCGUCGACGGCUACGCCUACACCGAUGCCAACAAGCAGAAGGGCAUCACCUGGGACGAGAACACUCUCUUCGAGUACCUCGAGAACCCCAAGAAGUACAUCCCCGGUACCAAGAUGGCCUUCGGUGGUCUCAAGAAGGACAAGGACAGGAACGACAUCAUCACCUUCAUGAAGGAGGCUACUGCUUAAAUGCAAUCUGUUUGAUGAUGGGCGUUGUUAUUGAGGAGUUAUGGGAUUGUAUUAAUAAAAAGGGAGAAUUUUUGCAUUAGACGGGCUUGGCACAUCCCUCUUCGUUGUUGUACCAUAGACUAGACGACUUGUGCUCGGCGAUCCUUGGUUGUUUCUUUUCGACGACCAUGAUAUCCUCAUCCUCCUCUGUAUGAAGUUACGAAGAAAUACCCCAUUCCCCCUUAUUACCCUUCUUCCCUGAGCGCGUUUCUGGUGGUGAUGUGGUUUGUGCCUGAUAACUAGUCACUCGAAAUUGAGGACGAAGGUGAUCACUGGCCGGCUGUUGGGGCCUUGGAGGAUACGGCAGGGGUCUUUCAGAUUUGAUGGCAAUGGUAUGAGCAAUGGGGAGUUGGGUUGUCGUGUCUGACUGUAUUUAAAAGACUAUAUAGCAUCUCCGCUCACGCGAUAACGUACAUAUACCAAAAA